Molecule: messenger RNA, 3337 nt
Organism: Oryza brachyantha (malo sina)
Lineage: Eukaryota; Viridiplantae; Streptophyta; Magnoliopsida; Poales; Poaceae
Product: ethylene receptor 3
Exons: 2
Coding region: 44-2527 (827 amino acids)
Biological process (GO): response to ethylene; phosphorelay signal transduction system
Cellular component (GO): endoplasmic reticulum; endoplasmic reticulum membrane
Molecular function (GO): ethylene receptor activity; ethylene binding; phosphorelay sensor kinase activity
Source: RefSeq, a predicted model, not a curated record
AAUGCUGCCAGGGCUCUAAAUCUUGUUAAAGAUAUCUAACCACAUGGUAUUAUCUCGAAUUUAUGCCAAAGUUGCGAUUUUUUUAGGUUACCUUGCUCCGGCAACUUGCGCUAUGGAUUCGCCGCCUAUUUCUGACAAAGCUCGUCCAUUUCCUCGCAUUGGCGCAGCACUAGUCCACUGGAUGAUGCCUCCAAGAUUCAGAUGCCCGGAUUACCACCGGUCCAUCUCCGCCGCCACCACCAUGCGCCGCCUUCUGCCGCUGCUGCUCACCGUUGCGCCAACCGCCGUCGCGGCCGCCGCCGGCGACGUGGAGUACCAUCAUUGCCACUGCGACGGCAACGGCGGCGGCGGCGGCUUCUGGAGCAUGGAGAACAUCUUCAGGUGGCAGAAGGUGAGCGACCUGCUCAUCGCCGCCGCCUACUUCUCCAUCCCCCUGGAGCUCCUCUACUUCGUCGCCGGCCUCCGGCAUCUCCUCCCGUUCCGGUGGGUGCUCGUCCAGUUCGGCGCCUUCAUCGUGCUGUGCGGGCUCACCCACCUCCUCACCGUCUUCACCUAUGAGCCCCACUCUUUCAUGGUCGUCCUCCUCCUCACCACCGCCAAGUUCCUGACGGCGCUGGUCUCCUUCCUCACCGCCAUCACGCUGCUCACCCUCAUCCCGCAGCUGCUCCGCAUCAAGGUCAGGGAGAGCCUGCUCUGGCUGAAGGCCCGCGAGCUCGACCGCGAGGUCGUCCUCAUGAAGCGGCAGGAGGAGGCGAGCUGGCAUGUCCGGAUGCUCACCCACGAGAUCCGCAAGUCGCUCGACCGCCACACCGUGCUCUACACCACCCUCAUCGAGCUCUCCCGGGUGCUGGAGCUCCACAACUGCGCCGUCUGGAUGCCGGCGGAGGAGAGGGGUGUAAUGUGUCUGACCCACGAGCUCCGGCGGGGCGGCGCCGGCGUCGAAGUCGUCGGGGUCGACGACGCGGACGUCGUCGAGGUGCGGGGGAGCGACGGCGUCAAGCUGCUCGGCCCCGACUCGGUCCUCGGGUCGGCGAGCGGCGGGGGCAAGGAGGGCACCGGCCCGGUGGCGGCGAUACGGAUGCCGAUGCUCAAGGUGUCGGACUUCAAGGGCGGCACGCCGGAGGUGAUCCAGACGAGCUACGCCGUGCUGGUGCUGGUGCCCCCCAGCGGCAAGACCUGGGGCCCGCACGAGAUGGAGAUCGUCGAGGUGGUCGCCGGCCAGGUCGCCGUGGCGCUGUCGCACGCGUCGCUGCUGGAGGAGUCGCGGGCGAUGCAUGACCGGCUGGCGGAGCAGAACCGCGAGCUGCUGCAGGCACGGCGGGACGCGCUCAUGGCGAACGAGGCGAGGCAGGCGUUCCAGGGCGUCAUGAGCCAGGGGAUGCGCCGCCCGAUCCACUCCAUCCUCGGCCUUGUGUCCAUGGUGCAGGAGGACAGCCUCGCGCCGGAGCAGAGGCUCGUCGUCGACACCAUGGCGCGCACGGCCACCGUCGUCUCCACCCUCAUCAACGACGUCAUGGAGAUGUCGGCCGACAGCCGCGACCGUUUCCCUCUCGAGACCCGGCCGUUCCACCUGCACGCCAUGAUCAGGGACGCCGCCUGCGUCGCCAGGUGCCUCUGCGACUUCCGGGGUUUCGGCUUCGCCGUGCACGUCGAGAACAUGCUGCCGGACCUCGUCGUCGGCGACGAACGGAGGAUCUUCCAUGUCCUUCUGCACAUGGUCGGCAACCUGAUUGGCCGCACCGAGCCCGGCCAUGUCACGCUCCGGGUGCGGACUGACGACGACGACGUGCCGGAGGACAGGCCCGGCCAGAGGUGGGAUCCAUGGCGGCCGUCCUACUCCACUGGCUACUCCUCAGUGAAGUUUGUCAUUGGGGUCAAGCGGCAACAGAACAGCGACGCCGGCUCGCCGCCGCUCUCACGGCGGCCGACUGGAAAGGGCAUUGAUCUCAGACUUAGCUUCAGCAUGUGCAGAAAGCUUGUGCAGAUGAUGCAAGGGAACAUUUGGGCAAUUCUUGAUCCCCAAGGCCUCCCGGAGAGCAUGACUCUGGUGCUGAGAUUUCAGCUCCAAUCGCCACUGACAUCAUCCAGCCUUGGAGGAUCAUUCGAGCAGAAGAACUCGUCGCCGUCAUUGCCGUCGUGCCAGAUAGCAGGCCUGAAAGUUCUGCUCAUCGACGACGAUGACGACAUCAACCUUGUGGUUGCUCGGAAGCUCCUGGAGAAGCUCGGUUGCGUGGUCUCCUCACCACCUUCAGGAUCAGGAUUUCUCAGCUCUGUUGGCUCCUCAGCAGCAUCAUGCCAGCUUGUCGUGCUGAACCUCGAAAUGAAGAGGGCGAACGCCCUUGAUGUCGCGACGAGGAUCAGCCAGUACAGGAAUAGGAGCGGUCGAUGGCCGAUCAUCAUGGCCAUGGCGUCCGACCAGAAGGUCUGGGAGAAGUGUGCUCAGUCCGGGAUCAAUGGCAUCCUCAAGAAGCCGGUGAUUCUGCAGGAACUGAAAGACGAGCUGGCGCGCGUUCUUCAGAGUACAUGAUGCUGCUGUCUGCUGCAGGCCUGUUGAUCAAGAACUCUGAAUUGGUGGAACUGGUGAAUCUUGUGACCUCGCCAUCCAGCAUUGCAGGAUGAACAACUUGAAAGAUCUUCACGGUGAAAUUGGGAAUAUCUCUGAUGAAAGGAAGGGCCAUGAACCACCAUCUUAUUCAGGCUUCAGUGAGCACUGCUGGCUCAUUCAGCAAGCAGCAACGCGAUGGCGUCUCCUGCAAAUCUUCACACAAAUUUUGUAAUAAGAGUGUGAGUAGGAAUGCAAGUUUUGUAAUGUAGUCUGCUCAUUCUAACGAUCUGAUGAUCGAGCUGUACAGCGCAUUCAGGUGAAGCCAAAGGGAAUUCCUACUUGACUCUAUGUAUCAAAGCAAAUCAUGAAAAAUUGGAAUGAGAUGUGUCCUGGCUCUCCACAUUUUGAGGUGAAAUCAGAUUGCACGUGACGCGGGAAUUGAUCAGAUGAGAAUCCAGAUGGUUGACUUGCUCGAAUCGAGUAGAGACAGACGAGGAGAUCAGGAGACAUUGAUCUCGAAGCGAGGCGACGGAGAGCGUGGCCAUGUGGGAGGUUGACGAUGAUCGAGAGAGAUUUUUUUUUCCUUCACGUUGCACUCAGAGAAUCACGGGGAGGAUUGGAUUGAGGAUUCCAAGGAAGGAUCAGUCCGUACCGGAUGCAUUCGCAGGAGCAGGCGCCACGUCGGGGUGGGCUGAUCCCUUCCCGGCGAGGAGUCCAUGAGCGCCGCCGGCGACGUUCCGCCACCUCUAGAUCCGGUUCGCCAGUGAAGCACCAGCCACGAGCUCGACGAUU